Penicillium mononematosum is the source of this 1422-nucleotide messenger RNA. RefSeq lists its product as uncharacterized. NCBI's taxonomy places the organism in Eukaryota, Fungi, Ascomycota, Eurotiomycetes, Eurotiales, Aspergillaceae. The transcript has 4 exons. The coding region runs from base 1 to 1422 and encodes 473 amino acids. The record is from RefSeq and is a predicted model, not a curated record.
AUGCCACCAUCGGCGGGCGAAGAGCGCCUUGUGACUGUUUUUGCGGAUAUCCACUACUACUUCGCGGAGCCAACCCGAAGACCUUCACCACAUCACCACCGCUUUGAUAAAGGCUCCUAUGUUUAUAUUUACCAUGAUGCCUUUCAGAACAAGGCCCGGAUGGAAAUUGCCAAUAACCCCGGUUCACCCGAGCAGGAUGCAUUCUGUGGAGGCUUGAGCAAUGUUCAUAUACGACACUCUGCUCAGUUCCCGACACUCUGUACGUUAACGGUUGAUGCACAGACGGGCUCGCCCCAACAGCAAUAUGGACAAGAUACUCUUCAACGAGAGUGGCGUCUGCCUAGCGGAGACCCACGCGAUAAUCCCAAGGAAAUUCGCGAUUUCCCUCGCCUGCAUACCUUGGAUAUCUACUUCUGGACCCAAGAAGAUGCAACCGAAUUUCUGGACACUGUCAUCCGGCUUCUAUCCAAUGGCCAGGUGGAGACAGAUCGAGAGCCAGCUCCGCAACAACAACAAACUAUGAGCUCUGUAGUCCAGCAACUCGAGGCCGUCGCAGUCUCCGACCCUGCCUACCAGAACGGUCAAACACGCAACUCGCAAUCUGAGCCAACAAGCGCAGCGGCACCACGCUGGGUCUACACCCGCCGAGGAAAGAAAGACCCAGCUAGCUUCGCUCCGCUCCCAUACAAUCCAGCCGCCCCAGCCGCCCCAGAGCCAAUCCAACACCGCGAGAAGACCCCGCCGCCAGAGGACGGGAUGGGCGGCACCGGCCUUGCAGCCGCUGUGGCAGCCGACAACGGCAUACCUUAUACGCCCCCGCACCAAAUGAUGGGGGGCGCAAGUGUCGGCGGACUUGCAUCCCCGCCCCCAUCAACACCGGGGUUGCAAUACGCAGGCCCUCCAAUCGCAGCACCGCCAACAUUCGCCUCCCCUCCGCCGAGUGCAGGACUACAACAUUCAAGCACUUUCCCCAUUGCCCGAUCCUCAGUCCACAGCCCCGGAAUUCCUGUCCCUUCAUACUCGCAGCCGUUCGUCGGCGGGCAGGGACCUCAACAGUACAGCGCAAGCCGGCAAGGUUCAAUGUCCUUCGCUCCGCCGCCGCAGGAUCCGAAUGCCCAUCUAUAUGACCAGCAUGCCUAUGGGGGUGCCCAGCCCAGACGCCGCCCCAGCGGGUUCUCGAACCAGUCGUAUGACCAGACUCAGGCGCAGCAGCAGCAGCAGCACCAGCGUGCUGGCUCUGAAUAUGAUAUCCAUAGCCAGUUGUAUAGACCCACUGAAGUGGAGGCUAGCUCUCACUAUCAGAAAUAUGCACAGAAGGCCAUGAAGAAUCCUGGACAGCGGCCGAGGAAAUUGGAGGAUAGAGCAGAGCGGUUGGAAGGUGGUAUGAAUAGGUUCCUGAAGAAGCUUGAGAGGAAACUUUGA